Messenger RNA from Cetraspora pellucida, 1470 nucleotides. Lineage: Eukaryota; Fungi; Glomeromycota; Glomeromycetes; Diversisporales; Gigasporaceae. The record is from the annotation of a GenBank genome assembly.
AUGAUAACAGUGUUAACAUAUAAAAAACUGUUGUUAAGCAUUUAUAUUUUAUUAUGCUUAAUAAUUAUUUGUAAAAUUUCUUCAGCUAACAAACUCAGAAAGCGUGAUCUUACAUCAUGUCUUGUUGAUGUACAAGGUAAAAAAGUAUAUCCAAAUGAUCCAGAAUAUAAUAGUGACUUAAUAGAUGAAAAUACUCGUGUAAUGUUCACCCCAUCCGUGAUAAUAUAUGCUAAUAUAGUAGCAGAUGUUCAAUUUUCCGUGUAUUGUGCAAGUACACUUAAUAUGAGUAUUUCGGUUAGAUCAGGAGGACAUUCUUAUGAAAAAUAUGGCACUAUAGGUGCAAUAGUCGUAGAUAUUACGAAUUUAAACCAAAUUACCAUAAAUUCAACGGCAAAGACUGCAGUUGUCGGUGCCGGGAGUAGAUUAGGCUCUAUUUUUUACGCUUUGAGCCAAGCUGGAUUUUUAGCUCCAUUCGGAACCUGCCCAAGCGUCGGGAUAGGUGGACAUGCAUUAGGUGGUGGAUAUGGAUUAUUUGGAAGAAAAUAUGGUCCCGCAUCAGAUAACAUCCUUUCCAUGGACCUUGUUGAUCCUACUGGACGUCUGAUCACUGUAACAGCCGAUAAGUAUACGGAUUUAUUUUUUGCUCUCCGUGGAGCUGGUGCUAAUAACUAUGGAAUAGUUACUUCGUUUACAUUUCAAAUUUAUCCUACUCCUCCUAAAGUCACAUCUAUCUCAUUAAAAUAUAAUCUCACUAAGAUUCAAACUCUUUUUGAUACAACUCAGCAACUUGGUCCUACACUGCCCGAUGAUGUAUCAUUCUCGAUAGUUAUAGAUAUUGGUUCUGUAGAAUUUCAAGGUGUUUAUCUAGGAUCACAAUCGAGUGCAACGCAAGUUAUGAGCCAAUUUGUUUCACUGUCACAGCCAACAUCAAAUCAAUUUACAGAAGAAAGUCUUUUUGAUAGUGUUGUAAGGUGGGGAUUUCAACAAUCAAAUGGUACAAUAUAUCCAUAUCACAGUCCUAGUAACUUUAAAGCGAAGUCUUUUUAUGUAAAACCUCCUGGACUUUCAGCACAGGGUGUUCAAUCACUUGUAACUUUUAUGACAGGUCUUCCCACCACAUGUCCAACAUAUGCAGUAUUUGAUUUAUAUGCCGGGGGUGCGGCAACUAGAAUUGCUGCAAAUGCUACUGCAUUUGUGCAUAGGGAUGUAUUUCAUUCAAUUGAAUUAUUUACAACUCUGACUGGUGAUAAUACAACGAACGCACAAUGUAUUACUCAGUUAAAUAGUUUCGGUGAAACUUUUCAGUCGAAUUAUACUGAUUAUAGUUGUUAUCAGAAUUAUAUUGAUCGUGAUUUAACAGAUUGGCAGAAUAGAUAUUACGGAAGUAAUUUACCUGCAUUAAUUGCUGCGAAAAAAAUUUAUGAUCCUAAUAAUGUAUUUGGUUACGUUCAAGGUAUUCCUUUGGCUUAG